AUGUAUAAAAUCAUUCACAAGAGCACAUUUAUUCUGUUAACAUUAUCUUGUCGAGACAAAGCCAUGGUGAUUGAUAUUGCUCCUCAGCAACAUUUACCUGAAAUUUUUAGUACUAAUCAUCGUUCAUCAUCAUUAUCGUCGUCUACACAGAAACGAACAUCAACGACGACGAGUACGACAUCAAGUAAUAAUACGAUGACAAAUGGUCAACGACUUAUGACCGAUGAACUUAGUAAAAAAGCAGAACAAAUUCUUGGGCAGGCGACGACUGUGGUAGAUUAUUGUAGACAACCAAGUAUCGAUUUUCCAAUUCAACAUGCACCUCGAUUAAACAUCCCUCUUUUACAAUCACGAGCUAGUACUCAUCAAGCGUCUCUUGCCAAUACUUCAUCAAAUCAAACGAUUAUCAAGAACAGAUAUUCAGAAUUAGUCGAAAAAAUUGUUCCACUAAUAUUAAAACUGGUUGUACCAAUAAACUUCACAAAAUUACCUGAAAAAAUUUCUAGGCAUUCAAAAAAUACAAAUAACAAAAUGGAAAGUUGUGAACUAUUUCCUCGAUUACACGAAGAUACAGAUCUUAAACUUAGUGAUGAUGAGAAUGAAGAAGGAGAAGAAGAAGAAGAAGAAGAAGAAGAAGAAGAAGCAGAAGAAGAAGAUGAUGAUGAUGAUAAUGAUGAUAAAGAUGACAAAAUAUCAAAUGAGAAUCAAAUCAAAAAUCAACAUGCCGACAGUGAUGAUCAAGUGUCUAUGCACAGUGAUAUGGAGAAUGAUGAUGAACAAAAUCGAACGAAUCCUAAUCAAUUUUCAUUAUCGGACUUUAUUCCUCUGAAAAAUUCACCAGUAAGACCAUCGGCUGAUCUUCUAAAACGAAGUCUGUCACCAGCAUCGCCAACUCAAGAAAUAAAACAAAAUAAACGUAAAGAAGAAAUAAUCAAAUCAUUUGCAUCAUCAAAUAUUUCAAUUGAUAUCAAGCAGCCCACACUUCCUAUAGCCAUUCCUACACAUUUAUUUUCUGAUCGAUCUAUAAAAACAGAAGUAGAUGAUUCGAUGAGUGGAAAAUCCCAAAAAACAUCGAAAAGAUAUUCUAAUGGUUUACUCAAACAUGAUUCAAGUACAACUAACACCGAUAGUUCUAAUACAAAUAAUGGAACACAACAAAAAAAGAAUAAAACCAGUCAUGUUUAUAAAUCAGAGUCAGCUAUUUCUUCAACAACAAUGCGCAUCAAAGAAGAGCCAACGACCAUGUUAAAUGUUGCCUCGUCUAAUGACAUAUUAUCUACUGGUCUCACAGCAACGAUUGCACCAAUAACAGUUGAACCAAAGAAGAAACCAACAGCAAAUGUUAAACCACUUUUACAAUCUACAACAGGCGAUAAUUUAACAUCCAACAAUACUAAUUCAAAUGUUCUUAAUGUACCUGAUCGUUUGACAACAGCUACUAAUGCGUCAACAAAAUCAAACUAUGCAAAUUUAAAAAAUAUGUCAACAAAAGAAUUAAAUUCGUUAGCUCGAGAAAAAAAGAAAUUAGCUGAUGGUGAAAAACGAACAUUUGAAGAUGUUAAACAAUCAAUGUCGUUGUAUCUUGAGUCGGUUUGCUAUUUUAUUCAGUGUGCUCAUGAUGAACCAAUAUUAGAUCAACGUACUACAUUAUUAUCAGCAACAUUAUCAAUGCUUCAACAUCUUGUAUAUAAUUAUGAAAAAAUGUUUCACAUACCUGCAAAUCAAUCAGGUGAUGCACUAAAUAAUAUUCGACAAAAAUUUCUUCUAAUAAAUUAUUGGCUUCAAUCAUUCAUAUAUCAAUUACAAUACAAUAUAAAUUUACCUGCAAUCGAACGAUGUGUUCAUCAAGUAACCGAGUAUUGCAGUCAUUCAAAAUCUCCAGCAGAUACAAAUCCGAGUUUCAUAUUCGAAUUUUCAAAAUAUAUGUUACAUUCAUAUCAAUCAAAUCACUAUUGGAAUAGAGCAGAACGUUUAAAGCGCGAAGAGCCAUUAAAAAAAUUCGUUGAACAGUUAUUAAGACAAAAUCAAAAUCGACGUUUAACACGUGAUGACACAACAUUAGAUUUUUUAUUGUACAUUUUUGAUGCGAUUGAUUUAUUACGUUUAACUAUUGCCUGA
Molecule: messenger RNA, 2118 nt
Organism: Rotaria socialis
Lineage: Eukaryota; Metazoa; Rotifera; Eurotatoria; Philodinida; Philodinidae
Source: the annotation of a GenBank genome assembly